AUGGUGCUGGAGCGCCCGAGGGGUGCUUCGUACUGGGAAGUCCAACGGCACCAGCCACAGCGGUUUUCCCCGCCAUUCCCACAGCAACCUCCGGAAGAGCCAGUUAACAACCUCGUAGGCGUAUUGAAGGGCAAAUCGAUCAAAAAAUUUGAAGAAGCCUGGAAAGAUAUGGUCGAGGUACAGAAACACGAACACGAAUCACAAAAAUGCACCGACGCAGCCAACGAGAUCGACACCGCGUUAGAGGUGUCAUCCGAUAUGCUUCCUCCUAAAUUUCGCCGCUCUCCCGUUUACCACCUCAUGAGGAGGGAGUCCUUAGAGAACCGGCAUAAGUCAGAGCAGGAAUUUCAAGAAGCACUCAAUAUGCACAACAAGGCGUCGUACGAGAAGGGGCAGGCGGAAACCUACAAGGAGGACGCGCAAACACUGGAGGACGAGCUGACGAAGAAGAAAAAGUGCAGCUGCAAGAGUAAAUGCUGCCAUUGCCACAAGAAACCACCAACGACGAUCGUCGUGUCGCCAUUCACGAGAACCACGUGGAAUUGGUUCGCAAGUUGA
Molecule: messenger RNA, 558 nt
Organism: Cladophialophora psammophila CBS 110553
Lineage: Eukaryota; Fungi; Ascomycota; Eurotiomycetes; Chaetothyriales; Herpotrichiellaceae
Exons: 1
Coding region: 1-558 (185 amino acids)
Source: RefSeq, a predicted model, not a curated record